AGUCAAUUGGUUUGAGGACUGAACACAGAGAGAGAAAAGGAGAGAUUCGAAGAUACAAAGUAUGGAGUUAGAGUUAAGAAGAAGAAGAAGAAGCUGCGCGCACCUAUCAUCCUGUUUAUGACGAGGCAGCCAACAUCUAGACGGCCCAAUCGGAAAGGCUCUUCCGGAGCAUCUGUGACGAUGGCAUUGGGGUCGUUGUCCAAAAGGACAGGCCGGAACCGAUCACUGUCGCUGUCAGAAAUGUGAGGGGGAUCUCCAUUAAGUGCCGUCGAUAUGGCCAUCGCUGCAGCUUUGAUUUACAGUGCAGCACGGAGCAUGGAGCAAGGGGCGUGGGUUCAGUCAGAGAGCUAACAUGGUAAUCACCAACGAAAUCAACUCUGUAUUAGCCCUCUUGCAGAAGGACAAGAGAGAGAGAAGGGUGAAGCAAGUGGAGAGUAGUAUUUAACAGUAGUCAGGAUUAUGCUUCUUCUGACUGACAUCAACGACGAAUCUGCCUUGUGGUUCCCCCAGAGCCGCAACCACCCUUUUUGGGCAGCUGCCAACCACAGGCGCAGAGCCGCAUGUCAAAGCUCUCUUCUCUUCGCGUUUCUUCAGGCUCAGGCUCGUGUAUGCUCCUCCAGAAGCCAUACAUAGCCCACUCUUGGGAGUUCGCUAACGUGGACGAAGCACAGGCAGCGAGAACCAUAUGCUCUCAUGAGCAUCCAUCCUUGGCAAGCCACCAAAGCACCAUUCCCUGCUUGUCCCUGCUGCGGCGCUGCGGUGGGAACCCACGCUCUCACUGCAUCAGAACUGCAUCUGCGCUGUAGUAACCCGCCAGUCCGCUUGGCUUCCUCUCCCCCGGGCCCGGUCCCUGGAGUUACGAAGUGAAAUUAACCUAGUGGGGAAGGAAGAGUAUCAUCAGUCACGGACCACCUUAUGGGCCCUGUGCCUCGGAUGGAUGCAACUCCGUAAGGAGGAGGCCAACCCUUCAACCCCUGGAUACAUCCAUGCCGAGAGCUUAUGAUGACUCUCAGUCAGGAAACCAAAAUAAAGAGGUCGUUUGUCGCUGCCAGGGAGUAACAUCCUCAUGGUUGGCUUGCACAGCCACCUAUUCCACCUCCAUCUUCAUCCGCAAAUCUGCAAAGAACACUUUUUUUUCUCUCUAGGUAGGGUUUCUGCAUAUCGAAUUGCUGCAUGAAUAACAGGAGGUCGAAAACAUCGCAUUAUUAGCCUUAACAACCGCUUCCGAGGACCAAAUCUAAUCUAUCAAAAGUUAAAAUCUGAAAUAUCGAGGGGCCGCUUUCGAGCCUUCCAUGGCCCUCCCUGUUCAAAUCAGUGAUGUUUUGGUCUUAAGUCAACUGGCUUGGAAGGUAUAUAAUUUCGCUUUCGAGAAGAAGUUGAAACCAAGCACACAAUACAAGGAGUUUGCCAAUGACGUUAAGUCUCUUGCAACGAACCUAGAAAACAUCUAUCGCGUGGCUUCAAAUGCUACAUUCCAACUUGAGACCUCCCCCUUAGGGCGGUCAAGAGACUCCAAGCAACUCUGGGAUUUGUCUUCGCUGAAUAAGAUACUCGGGGAUUAUCACGAGACCCUGCAGCAUUGUGAAAAGCUACUUCGAGACAAUUAUCGAUAUAAUAAUGCGUCCGAUCCUCGUCGAGGCAUAUCAUGGAACAGCUUUGUGCAGCCAGACGUCGAUCGUUUGCGGAGCCGGAUAUCUUUACACAACCUGAAAAUAUUUUUUGUUCUUAAGCCCUUCGAGAUCGAUCUUCUCUUCCGCGUCCAUCAAGAUCUUGCUGCUCGGAUGAGCAGUAUGCAUAACGACCUGCGGCGCCUGAUGGGAGUGAUAGUCCCAGAUUUCAAAGAAGAGAUGGACCACCAGCGGAAAGACGAAACUUUUGUCAUUGAAAUUCCUCCAAAUUUCUCGCUUAAAUUUCAGCAAGCCGCAGAGAUCAAUCAUCCCGAGUUUGCCAAUGGAAGGCAACUGCCUCUCGCGGAUACCGCCAACGCAUUCGUUUUUCACUUUGGAAAAGGCACGGCAAAGCUCAAGGCAGCUCGAUUCGAUUUGAUCGCCCAGAGGACCGUCUCCGUCAUUGCCUAUGUCAACUUGCUUAAAUGUAUAUGGCUCAUGAAACACAUGGAAGGAUACCAGGCCAGUGAGGGCUCAGAAUUAUCUCAUUGGCCAUCAUAUGUGAGGGCGCUAAAUCAGGAGUUAUCACACGAGUGCAGGCGGUUUUCUCCGGAGUGUAUAGAUCGCAUAUUUGCCCCGGACUUGUCACGCGCAAGAUUAGAGCAAUCUGUAUUCCAUAUUUGGCCGGAAAUUCGACGAACUAGUAAUCUUCCCUCUGGACAACAUCGAAAGCGUGCGAUGAAGGAAAUCAUCACUGUACCCCUUCAGAGUGACUCGCCGAAUGUAGUAACAUCUCUACGGUUUUUACAAAUUUUGAACGAUAUGCCUUCCCAGCAUUGUUUGAUUGUUACAGCUGAGGAGCAGCUGGAAAACGGGAUGGUUAUACCUGAGAGGCGUAUAAUUGACGUUAAUCUCGAAUCCGCAAGUUUAAUUCCGCUUUACGCAAUGCCCACUUUCUCCCGCGAUACCAACGACGUCCUACUGAGGACGCCCGGUGAAGAUAAUAAAAUUUCCUUUCCUUCCAUGAAGGAUCUCCUCCGGUUCCAGCAUGCCUUCACAGGGUACAAGCCAUACCUAUCCUACUCGCAACCAGAUGCAAAAGUUGCCUUCGUAGUAUCCGACGAAAAACCAAUCGUCGAAGAUGCCGUUGUACAACUCUGGAUACCCAAGCGAUUGCAAGGAUAUUUUGUCAAAGAGGAACAGAGUCGGGCCGAAGAACCGUGGGUAGAAAAUUACGACAUACUUCCAACAAGUCCAAUAACAGUUCCGAGAAGCAGUGUUCCGCCCAGCCCACUCAACAUGUUUUCUGGGAGCCCACAAAGCCUGUUCUCUGCGGCAAACCGUUCUAGUACACAGCCGGCUGACCAACGAUCACUUGGCUCCUACAGUAGUUCUACAGCUCCGUCUGAUUCUAGCCGAGGGUCAAUGGGUAGUGGGGAUCAUGCAGGCAUGAAUUUUCCGUCGCUAACGCCUUACUCCAGCCGAAGGAGCUCAACAAUGACCAGUAUCUCCAGUAAAACCAGCCAAAGCGCAGUAACUGUAGUUAACAUGGGCGAUACCAAUGGCUUCCUCCAUCAAAAACCGAAAAGGCCGUUGCUUGUGAUUUUUUCUAGGAGCGUUGUUGGCGCGAACGAGUUAGCAAUUACGGCGAUCAAAAUCGAUGACAAAACAGCUGUGAAUGUAGAACGGUGCGACUGUCGGAAAGCUAAUAGCUCGUGUGCUAUCACGGCCAUCGAGCAGGCCAAAGGAAAAUCUUGCCUGGAAGCUCAGCGCUUUGUCGCGAAUGAGGGGGUAGCAGAUUUCAACAUAGCGGGACUAGGCUUUACCCGUCGCAAAGACUACCCUCAUGCGGCAUUUAAGGGCUUAAACCGAAUAAGCAUCUCUUUCAAAAACCCUCAUGAACGCAAAUCGUUCGGGGGUUAUAAAUGUUCGUGCAAGUUGGACACAUGGGGCAAUUUCAAUAAUUGUAUCGGAUCGGGCCACCAAGGUAUCUUUGGCGAAGUUAGAGCAAUUGGUCAACAGGAGCUUCGGGCCUACCAUCGGGCAUCCGAGGGUCACGCCGAUAUCGUUAUUGGUCAAGCACCGCCUAGAGUGUGAUGGUGAAUAUCGGAGGAAUUUGUACCAGCACCGUCCUUGUUUUUCCAAAAUAUACCCCCUUCUCUCUUUUAUUAGCCAUGGCGUGGUAGUUUUUUUUCUUAGUUAGCAUGCAACACAAUCCGGAUUUUGAUUUAGACUUGCAAGAAGAAAAUCCAUGUUCUGUCAGUAACUCUUUGAGCGUUUUCAACGCGCUGCUGCCUGUCUGUCAAAUCUACUCUCUCAAUCAUCAGAUUCCACAAAUUGCCUAUUCUGUCUUCUACAUGUCUUUCGUUACAAAUAAACUAGCAACAGAGUGCACACGGAGGCUUACUGAAGAACUGAGAGACUCAUCGGGAGGAGAGGGCCUCACGGGGCACGGGCUUGAAAAAUUCUAAACGACCAGGUGUACCUGGGACGAAAAUCUGAGCAUUUAUAGUUAUUAAUAGUGAGGGUAAUCCUGCAUAGAUCAGUCUGCUGCUUAUACCACUAUUGCUGAGCGGGGAAGCCCCAUGUAAUUAUUAACUUAUAUACAAAUGACAUAGUAACCCAAAAAGGCUACCCAUAUGGUAGUUAGCAGUAGACGAACAUAACCAACGCCCCUACCUUGCUCCCCAUCUCUCCAUUCCUUAUUCAGAUCAUGAACAAUUAGUCAGAAAUCCCAUGUAUCUUUCCCCAUUAUUGAAACAUAUGAGCAUGCCGCCCGGACACCCGUUAAUCCAUCAACGCUACACCAAACAGACAUUUUUUUUUUUUCCAAAAAAAAAGACAAAUAUGGAAUAAAUAUACAUACAUACAUACAUACAUACAGACAGACAGACAAAUCAGAACCUCAAACUCCAGGGCACCCCGCAAAACGCAGACAAACUAAGUAACAGAGAAAGAAAAAUCAUCACCGACAACUCCCAAUAGAGCGAUCCAGCACUCUAAAAAUCUCCAUACUGCCCACCUGGCACGGCGCGCCGCCGGGUGAACAACCCAGCUCUGCACGCACGGAGUCCGCGUCGCCGUGUCCGCGCAUGCUCGCGAUGAUGCUCGCGGCGACUUCGCAGGAUGUCGAGUCGAGUGUGGUGUCUGUCGGGCUGGAAUAGGGGGCCUGAGUGUUUGGGAGUUGCAAUUGGGGUUGGUUGGCGUGGGCGUGGGCGUGGGACGGGGAUGGGCGGUACGGGUGCGGUUGGGUGGAAGGGACUGGUGGGUGGAGUUGGAGGGGGAGUUGGAGUGAUUGUUGUUGUUGUUGUUUCUGCUGCUGUUGCUGGUGGUUUUGUUGUGGAGGCCCCUGGGGGUAUCUGGACGCUGCAUAGGGUAUUGGGGUUGCGUAUGGUUGGUAUGAUGAAGGCUGGGGUUGACAUUGUUGGUCGUUAUUUGUGGGCGGGCCAAGACUUGCGCUCGUGAAGCUGGCGGUGGGGGAGUACAUUGAGGAGGUGGAGGUGGAAAUGGAGGCGGAGGCAGAGCUAGGUAUAUUUUGACCGCUGGGGGAUUCGACGUAUUGGGGAGAAGGCUGGACGGUAGCUUGCUCUGCUGGAUAGUAGGAAGGGUAAUUAUCUAGUUGAAUUGAAGGCUGAUUCUCGUUCCGGCCUUCAUUUUGGUUCUGGUUCAUGGUAUUUGGAAACACGGCUGUCGUGGGAGUGG
Molecule: messenger RNA, 5309 nt
Organism: Blastomyces dermatitidis ER-3
Lineage: Eukaryota; Fungi; Ascomycota; Eurotiomycetes; Onygenales; Ajellomycetaceae
Exons: 8
Coding region: 1293-3704 (803 amino acids)
Source: RefSeq, a predicted model, not a curated record